Messenger RNA from Xenopus laevis (African clawed frog), 6296 nucleotides. It is a transcript of the gene lonrf2.L, whose product is annotated as LON peptidase N-terminal domain and ring finger 2 L homeolog. Bases 1207 to 3558 code for a protein of 783 amino acids. Gene Ontology annotation, molecular function: ubiquitin protein ligase activity. The record is from RefSeq and is a predicted model, not a curated record. NCBI's taxonomy places the organism in Eukaryota, Metazoa, Chordata, Amphibia, Anura, Pipidae. The transcript is spliced from 12 exons.
CAGUGGGCGGGGAAAUGCUCUUUCAUCACGUGGCCUUACAGUGUAAAUGCCCAGGGAAGUGCGUAGUGAUACACUAUAACAAUCACAAUGCUGCACAUACCGAACUCACACACACACAGCCCUACCACCCUGUGCAUGGAUCUCCUUGCGCCAAACAAAAGGUCCUAGACCCUUUGAGGAGCUCCGAGAACACAGAACGUCGCAGAACGAUAACUCUCACCCUAUGACCGCUUCCGUUUUCAUCUUUCAAAAGCCACGACUACAAAACCAAUACUCAUUCGAUAUACAUUUUUAAUUGGCACUGUUAGCGGUGGCCUUUCUCUCAAAGUAGUCGGCUGACUGGUAAAGCUAAACACAUAUCGAUUCAACGACGAACAGAGAUUUUAGUAUUCGCAUUAUUGUAUGGCCAUUCUUAAAGACACCAUUUUGCAAUAAUGUUAACUACAUUGUGCACUCGCUAGGAAUAUCAUCGCAUCCCUGGAUUUCCCUGUUUGGAACGCUACAAACCCUUUAAGAGGCCUGGCAGAUUUGAGGACGUCACCGACCACGCCCCGUUUUCUUACGUCACCAGCGCAGACUCCAGACCUGAUGUGAGGGAAGGCAGGAACUCGGGCAGAGGCUGGCAGGCAGUGAGGGGAGGGGUUGGCCCCAUUGGGGUGUUGGUGAACUCUCUAGCCCCCCUCCCUCUCUAGAGUUACUUACCUUGCACCAGUGAACGUGGAGAUUCCUUACUUGCUCCGUCCAAUAACCCGUAGGAGUGGCAUAGGCGAAGCUCAUUGCUGCCUUGAAUAUUUCCAUGUGACUGAACUGGUCGGGUUCCUCCGGUUGCCAAGAACAUUAUGGAGAGCAAGAAGGGUCCCUUAUUCCCGUCAUAAAGAAGAGCCAGGGGAGUAUGUGGCAGAAGUGAAGGCAGAAAUGCAGUGGCAACAGGAGCAGAGUGCUUGGUGUCAUGCCCGUGCCUGGUCUGGUCAGUGUCCUACAAGGAAUAGCUGCAAUUCCUAGCGACUGCUGAGCGUGCAAAGAACAAAGGAGAGUGUCGAGCGCCCCUCACACCGGGGCUAUAGCUGCUCCCUGUCACACGUUUCCUCCCAGUAACUCCUUCAGUGUUCCCGUGUCUGUCCCGGAGACGCACUAUCUCUCUGCCUUCUGUUGUUUCCCAAUGUGAAGAGCGGCGGGAGCAUGUAGAGAGCCCCGGGCUUGUACAACAUGGAGGUGGGGCCCGUGCAGCAGCAGCAGCAACAACAUCCCCCAGAGCCUUUGCCAGCGGCCCCCCCAGGACUUGGCUCGGAGAUGCUGGGGGAGAUGCUGGGGGUGGCGGAGGAGGCUUAUAGGGCGGGUAAUUUUGAACUGGCAGCGGAGAUUUAUGGCUCUGAGCUGGAAGAGCAGCCCCAUAGAUUUCUGUGGCUGCGCAAAGGAGACGCAUUGGCACUAGCUGGCAGGGUGACAGAUGCCCUGGACUCUUACACAAGAGCGGCCAUGCUGAGCCAGCUUCAUCCCGACGAACUGAGGGUGCUAGUGGGGAGCAUUGCACGGCACAUACGAGAAAAAGAGCUUGGGCUCCCCUAUGCCCAAAGACAGGCUGGCACCGCUCCUCCGCAGCUCUCUGCCACCCCUCAUUCACCGCCGCCUACUGAAGCCACCCCCAUUGCUGAUAUCUUCUCGUGCCCCAUGUGCCGGCUCUUGCUGCUCGACCCUGUCACCCUCCUGUGUGGGCACACAUUGUGCAAGAGAUGCCUGAGUGCCAGCGAGCCGCUGCAGUGUAGCCAGUGUGGUGGCGACAAGCUGAAGGGCAAAGCGGAACGGCCCCUGGCACCUGUUAUGGAUUCCAAGGUGAAUGUGGUACUGGGCAGCCUGCUGGAGAAGUGGCUGAAGGAAGAGACUAAGGUGCGAAGGCUGUCUCUGGAAGGGCAACUUCUGAGGGAGAGCAGCGACCUGAUGGGAGCCAUGGAAAAGUACAGCGCUGCACUGGAGCUCGCUCCCUGUGACUCCUGGUUAGCAGCUGAAAGAGCAGAGCUGUAUUUAGCCAUAAAGAACUUUAAACAAGCCUUCAGUGAUGCUGACACUGUCUGCAAGAAGAAACCUCUCUCGCACAAGGGACAUUAUGUGAAGGCGCAGGCCCUUUCUGGGCUAGGAAGGACAGAGGAAGCUUUGAAGGAAUUUCUCUAUUGUGUUGCCUUAAACCCUGAGUGGAGUUCAAUGAAGAUUGAAGCUCAAAAGAUAAUAUGUGACAUGCUUCUUCCAGUAUUUGAAAAUGUCCAGGCCAGUCUGGGAACACCGUUUCGUGCCCUGACAUCCUAUACAAGGUUGAAACCGUCCAUAACUAAUAGCAACACUUGUACAGAAGACUUAUCCCUACCAGGAGGUUCCAAGGACUCAAGAUUUCAAAUAACCAAAUCCUUCCGGGAGUCUGACGUCUUUGUAAUAAAAGAUUCCCCAGAAGAGCCUGUUUCAUGUAUGUUACCUCAUAUCAAGGCAGAAGAGUCUAUAGGAAAUGUCCUUGCCUCUCUUCCUGGUGCAAGCUUGAAGAGGAAACUUACUAACUCCUCAGAAGUUUAUCCUAGUGCUACUGCCAAAGUUAUAAAAACAGAUGCUGAAUCCAAAUGUGAGCAGUCUACUACAAAGCCUGCAUUGUGUGAUAUCCCAUUGGCUCUUGUGGAUGCUUGUGAUUUUGAGUGCUCUCUCUGCAUGAGGUUGUUUUAUGAGCCCGUAGCCACGCCGUGUGGACACACAUUCUGCCUAAAAUGCCUUGAGCGAUGCCUGGACCAUAACCCACAUUGUCCUCUCUGUAAAGAAGAUCUAUCACAGUACCUAGCAUACAGAGUUUAUAAAAAGACGCUUUUGACAGAAGAACUAAUAACAAGAUACUUGCCAGAGGAGCUGAGUGAAAGAAAAAAAAUAUACGAUGAGGAAAUGAAGGAGUUAUCAAACCUGCAUAAAGAUGUUCCUAUAUUUGUAUGCACCAUGGCUUUUCCUACUAUUCCCUGUCCCCUUCAUGUGUUUGAGCCUCGGUAUCGACUGAUGAUUAGAAGAUGUAUGGAGACAGGUACUAAACAGUUUGGCAUGUGCGUAGCUGAUGAUUUAAAGAGUUUUGCAGAUUAUGGCUGUAUGUUGCAAGUGAGGGAUGUGAAGUUUUUUCCUGAUGGACGCUCGGUAGUGGACACGAUUGGUUUAAACCGCUUCAAAGUUUUAAGCCAUGGACAAAGGGAUGGCUACAACACUGCAAACAUAGAAUAUCUGGAGGACACAAAGGUGGAGGGACAGGAAUAUGAAGAACUCCUUGUGCUGCAUAAUUCAGUUUAUGACCAAGCCUUGGGCUGGUUUACUUCCUUGAAGGACAAUAUGAAAUCACAAAUUCUCAGUCACUUUGGGCCAAUGCCAAGCAAAGAAUCUGAGCCACAGAAUGGUGUAAAUGGCCCAGCUUGGUGUUGGUGGAUGUUGGCUGUGUUACCACUGGAAAGCAAGGCACAACUUACAAUACUGGCAAUGACAUUCCUCAAAGAUCGUCUGCAGGCAAUCAAGCGCAUUUUAAUAUUUGUAACACGCAAGAGACCCAGAUGACAGAGGUUUUCUGUUUGUGUUAAUUCUUGUAUACAUUUCUUUCAUUUUUUAAAGAAAAGACUACAUCCUCUGCACUAAAAAAACACUUUUAAACAUUUUUUAAAGUUGAUUUUGUUUGCAUAUAAAUGCCAUGCAGUAUCAAUGAAUGAUCAACAUUUCUACCUGUUUUCUCUUAUGCCUUGCCUCCAGGCGCUCUCCAGAAGCUUGAUUAACAACAGAUUAAUCAGAUGAUCUGCUGGUAACCAUGCCCCUGUAGUGCCUUAUUACAUGCAACAGGAAACAUACAUCUCAGUUGAUUGUUUACUCCAGUGUGUACAUGAACAAAGGCUCAACCAUUAAAUUAAAAUGCGAGCGGUCAAGUAGGUAGAAACAAAUAGCAACAAAACAUUAUUAAUUGUGAAAUGUAGGAAAUGUGGACAAUCAUUGUUUUCAAACUCUAAACUCAGGUAUUUAUAUUGAAUCAUGUAGUUGUUUUAUACAUCAUAUGAAAUACUGAUUGAAAUAUUCCGCAGUGCUGAUCUGCGCCAAGACUUGUCAAGAAGUGUCAUCACAUGAUCAAUAUCUAAUAGCUGCAAUGGGCUUAGCUUGGUUUAUGAUCUAUUGUGGGAAAAUGAUGGAGCCAGUUUUAAUUAAAUGCAUUUUAUCUAAAGCAUACCUGAGCCCGCCUAGUGAAAGGUUUUAUUAAUCACUGCUUCUUGUGAAACUCCAUAUAGCACUAAGACAGUUGCACCUUAUUUAAGGGGCACUUUAAUAAUUUCCCAUUUUUAUAUAUCCUUGUUUUAUGCAUGCCUAACUAUUAGUUCCACACUUUUCACAAUAUUAUAAAUUUUAAAUUGUGUUUUCUUUUUUUACUUUGCAUUCUUUAUCUCUGUUAGUAUACUGAAUAAGCCCCUCUAUAAAAGCUGUAUGGAGUAUGAUAUGUGGAAUUUAUUGAAAUACAAGGUUACUUGGCACAGUAAUGCUGUGUAAUAUUUGGCUGGCAAGUUUUACCUGAAAAUUUGAACCAGUGUAUGCUUGUAUGAUAAUCGCAAACAGAGGGAUGCAGUCACUGUCAUCUAUUCCUGACAAAGUGGCAUAUUUACUAAAGGGUGAAAAACCAAAAAUUUAAAUUUGCCACGAUAUCGGCAAUUUACUAAAAGACAAGUACUAUAAGUUUUGCCAAAUUUACUUCAUGUUGGUGAGGCAAACUUUGGUGAAUUUAGACAUGGAGAUAUAAGUUAUUGCAUAUUAAGUACUGCCUUUCAAUUUUGAAGAAAAGCUUCAUGGCGACGUGGGGUAGUCACUCUAAAACAAAGGUGGAUGGUAAGCCUAGAAACAGGGCCCCCCCGUAAGGGUCUUAAUUACACCACUAGUGAAUGAAGAAGUGUAUUUAUCAGUGGGUGAAAGCUAUAGUUCACCAUUUGAUAAAUACUCUUCAAAAAGUCCCAUAGGGAUGAAAUGAAAGUAGAUGAGUUUUUCUGUGUUAACCUCUAAUCUCACAUUUUGUUAAACAUAUUGUUGUCGGGUAUCAGUACUGAAUUUUGUGGCAAUUCCUAAUCAUGGUAUGCGUGGCACCCCCUCUCUCUCCUACUCUUGUAGUUGGGCCUUUGUGUAAAAAUAAAACAAAAACCUUUGCUUUAUAGUUUUGGAUCUCUUCUAAAAGAAGCAAAUUAUGGUGUCAACUGAUAUAUUGAUAUUCAUUUCAACUAUUCAAUUAACUUUUUUAGAACUCUUUCCAUACCAGCAUUUUACCACACUCUGUGCCUCCAGUGAUGAUCUAUCCGUCAUAGCCAUAAUUUCCUAAAGAGGAUUUCUUAUUCAUGAAUCAUUGUAUUCAUUAUCCCUGGAUUUACUUCCAUACCUAUUCCAUUUCCCUUUUUCCAUGCCCCUGCAUUAAUUGUCCCUGGAUUUAUAACACGGUUCCAAGAGAAUCCUUUUGUAUACUGGUAAAACUUAAGUCACCUGUUGAUAUGUUGUUCUGUGUACAUGUGCCAUGUGUGCAAUCCUGUUUUGGAUUACAAUAUAUGGACAGAAGAAAGUAAAGUCUGCAGAAUCUUUAAUUUCCCUGUGGAUUUUGCCUGAUGGAAACAUUCAAAGACAAAGGACUGACUUUUACAGUAUUGGUCAUCACAUGAAUUUCUAUAUGAACAUUUUUUUUAUUCUUAAAAUAAUGUUUGAAUGUACAUUUCUGUUGGAUAAUCGAUAAUGAAUUAUGCGGCUUUACUUGCAAAACGAUAGUGAACGUCAUGGAGUCUCAAAAUGUACGUUAGAGUGUGUUUUUCAGGCUUCACUUUGGGGAAAAAAAAGGAAGAAAAUAGAGGGAUGAAAUCUGAACUUGUCUAUAAGCCAGUAUGUAGGGCAGUCAAGAGAAAGCAGAACGAAGAAAACACAAUGCUUGUAGGGGAACAUAGAAGAAAAAUACCAAUUCAUUAUAAACAUGGGAAGAUCAGAUGGCAGGUUUAAAGUGACAAUAUGGUUAUGGCUCUUAAGUGCUUAGGGAAUAGAAAGAUAGUAGAGUUGUAUACUCCCACAUGCUGCAUGUACAUUCUGCCAAGCUUACAUAGGUUUCCUAUGGGUACUCCAGUUUCCUUCCAUGCUCCAUAUACAGGCGGGUUCUUAUACAGGCAAUUGCUUCCGGAAGAAAUCUGAGACACCCUUCCAGGUUCCAUUGUGUCAAUGACUGAUGUGAAUAAUGUAUACUAUUUGUAAACCAAUGUUGAAUAUGUUGGCGGAAUAUAAAUAAAUAAUAACAAGAAACA